Molecule: messenger RNA, 4108 nt
Organism: Vitrella brassicaformis
Lineage: Eukaryota; Vitrellaceae
Source: the annotation of a GenBank genome assembly
CUCCUCGGGCUCGGCGCUGAUGUGGAUGAGUUGCUUUAUCUGAUCCUUGGGUGAUGCUUUGUGUUUGUUGAUCUGUGGCCCAGUGUGCGGGUUAGAUGGCGUUGCAGUCAAGCGGUGCCGCGAGUCCACGACGGUCGCCUCUCCGGCGCUCAAGCGACCUGCCACAUCCCACGUCUGCUGCUACUGACUCCGUCGCUGCACCUGGCAGACCGUCGCUAUCCCACAACUGCAACUCCAACCGUCGGCACACCGGACCAACCAUGGCGGAGUACCGCCAGCUGGCGCCCGACGCAGCAAUGUGCCGUAAGAAGUCCCUGCUACCUUUCUCGUCAUCACCAAUGCAGCGGCGGCCAGACAACAGCGGCAAGUGGCACGGAAGGGCCGUCCGGGUGCUGCUGGCGCUCUUCUCUGUGGCCUUCAUAUCCCUCUUGGUGGUGCACACCGGCCUGGGACCCCCACCUGCCAUUCCUCGGCUCUCUCUACCGGCCAUCGUGACAACUGGCCCUCCAGCAGCGGGAGAUGGCAAGGCCGCGGCGGUGCAGGCGGAGUCAUCGGCAGAGGUGAAUGUGAAUGUGGUGCCGCAGUACAAUGACUCGGCCUAUCAGGCGGUGGCCAACGACAUCUAUCGGCUCAAUACGAUGAGCGGCGACCCAUUCCACCUCCCCGAGGGCGCUUAUUUCGACCGGCCGCUGGGCUACGCUGACGUGACGAUCGACCGCCUCACCGGCAAGCCGCGGCACAACGCCUCAUCAACCACCCAUUCCCAGCGUGCAGCCGGCAGUCGUUCGUUCGGGUAUGACGCUUCCCUCUAUCGCUCUGACGAGUGGACACGGCCAACGGGGGGAAACCAGCACGAGUACGCGGCCUACCAGUUCUCGCCCUUCCUGCCCCUCAACCCCGAUGUGGUUGUCCGAUCGGCCUUCUGGGACAGCGACCUCCGGCUGCUCAAGAGCCCGAUGUCGAAAUUCCACAUCAGCCAGUGGCCGCCCUCUGUGUUUCGCGCCAUCCGUGAGGGCCGGGCGAGGGGCGGCGUGGCCUUCAAUCUCGAGGUCAAGUACGAGGUGUACAAGGCGGCCGCUGGCGUCUUUGCCGGCUGCUCGGCGGGGGGCGACCAGGGCGUGUCGUCUGUGUUCACCCUGCUCGAGCCCAAGGAGAUCAACGACUGGAUCGGGGGGCCCAAGCGGUUGCGCAAGCCGCCCAUCACCCACCUGCACAUGGUGCUCCUCUGCCCGCAGAAGCGGCCUGGCCCAUCCCGGUCGGCCGUCCAGCCCUCUGACUUCCCCUUCAUCAUCACGCGCCCCCUGGACACUCUGCGUGCGGCGAAAAGGGGAGAGGUCGAUAGUGUGGCUGUGUACGAGAAGCGCUACUCGCAAGAGCCCCUGUGGAGCCCCCCCACAUCCCCGCACCCAUCCGAUGGCGACGAGCGAGGCGGUCUGGCGGUGCUGGUCAAGUCCACGCGAGGCGGCCCAUCGGCCGUGGCCGGCGAGGGCCUCGACGAGAGGCGGAUCAUGGCGUGGCUGGCGCACAUGCGCGGCAUCGGCGUGACGCAGAUCUACGUGUACGUCGUGGCUUUGUGGGACGACGACCACCUCGAGGGUGACGGUGAGAGCGGCUAUCCGCCCGGGAGGAGGGAGGGCAGCCGGCCCACACUGCGGCUGGCGCUGGAUGAGCGGAUCGAGCGGCUGUUUCGUGAGCAGGAGGGGUUCGUCACGAUCGUGCCCUUCCCACAGUAUAUCGGCCAGUGGUGAGCGAAGAAAGGACAUGAGACGUCUGUACGUGGAACAACACAGCGAAUGCGGCCUUCCGUGUGUGUGUGUGUGUGUGUGAUGCAGGUGCUAUCGUCCCUGGCGUGAUCGCGUGACUUGGGGCCCCUGGCCGCUGACCUACACCUACUGCUAUGCGGAAGGCAGCUCCGUCCAGGAUGUCAUCUAUCGCUUCAGGUAGGCCUGGCCUGACGCAGCGCAGGUGACGUGACAAACAUGGGGAGACAGCGACAGCAGGACAUUCACCCGAUCUGCUCCCUCCCUCUCAGAUGGAGCCACCGCGCCGUCAUCCUGAUCGAUCUCGACGAGUACUUCCUCCUUCCCCUGCCCAGCAACCCCAUCGGCUUCCCCAUGGUCAACGAAACCCUCACCCCCACGGCUUUCUUCAACACCGUCCCUCCUCCCUCCCCCCAGCGCACCCUCGACCUAUGGUUCGACCGGCACCUGGAGCACAGCUACCGGAGGAAAGACACUCAUGCGGUCUUCCUGGUUGGCUAUCGGCAGUACUACCCCGACUGCGUGGUGAGGAGCGACGGCAGCAGCUACUACGAUGUGAUGGACCUGGGGACGCUGCGGCACGCCCCACACUCGUGGCUGUUCAAGGACAUGAACCCCGGAAAGUCAUUCUUCCUCCUCCCCACACCCGUACGACGGCCAUCCCUCCACGCACACACACACGCACACACACAGAGAGAGAGAGAGAGAGAGACGGGGGCGUGUGUGGACGUUGGUGUUUUGUGUCAGGUGGUGAUGGGUCUGCACUAUGAGCGCACUCGGCUGAUGCGAGCCCGCACCGAGAACGCCCUCAUAGCCCACAUCCACCGCGGCUGCCCCCUCCCAAAGCCACCCGAGGCGCCCGACCUGCUGGAGCUCAUCAAGCGGACCAAACACGGCGCCGACGACGCGCAGACAGAGGAGGAACUGACGCGUGACGAGAAGCUGCACGAGGGGUGGGAUCUCGUAUGGCCCGCCGACACGCUCAAGCAGGGUACAGAAUGGAGACACAAACAGAUGUCUAGACCCCCACCAACGGGAUUUGUCGUCAGGUGGUCGGGCCAUUCUGCCGGUGGUGCAGAGGGGCUUCUCAGCCUGUCACGGCCUCAACGGCAUCUACAACGCCUCCACCCACAGCUGCUGCGCUGCCCACUGCCAGCGGUGCGGCCCGCCCCCUCUGUGGCCGCAGGACCCCCGCGGGCCGAUCGUGAGCGACGAGUGGGCCUACUUCAAAGAGAUCGGGGAGCGGGUCAGCGAGGGCAUCGGGGAGUGCUCGGCGUCGUGGGUGCGGAGGAACGGCCUGCCGUGUGGGGCGGCCGACGGCAGCCUACCCUGCUGGAUACAUGACGGUCAGUCAGUCAGCCGGCAAAGGGAGAAAGAACCAACAAGAAGACAAGACGAGACAUGCCGCGAGAGUUGUGAUGUGAGCUGUGUCUUGUGCCUUCAUGUAGAUGUGUUGCUGCCGCCAGCGGCCGGCAGAGCUCAGGAGAGGCACCGCCCGGCGAUCAUCGAUGCUCCAGAGGUGGAGGACGACAGUGAUGCAGCAGACGCCGACAGCGACGCAGCAGAUGCGGCAGACACGGGAGAAGAGGGGGAUGACAACCUGCCGCAGCCAGACGAACGCGAAGGCGACCAGAAGGAGAUAGGGUGAUUCCGAGGUUACUGUGGCGUUGUGUCGUGUUGUGUUGUCUUGUCUUGUCUUGGUGGCUUUUGUCUGUUGGCGUCGGUAGGGCGUGGCGUCGGCCAUUCAGGAUUGAUUUCGCUUGUGCGCGGGCUGGCGCUGGGUUGGGGAGACAAGCCCGCCCGUCCGUCCGUCCGUCCGUCUGUUUGCUUACGUUGGUUGGGUGUGCCGUGCCGGUCAGUGCAGGGCACGUGAGCCGCCGAUGCUCACCUACCUACCCACCAGCCAGCAAGAGAGCCAGUCGUGCAUGCAUUUUGUGUGUAUGUAUCCAUCCAUCGCUCGAUCCUUUCGUUGAUGGCCGGUGAGUUAGGUGUUCGACUGACUGACGUAUCUAUAUAUCGCAUGCAUCUUUUGUGGCCGGCCUUUUGUCUGUCUAUGUAUGUCUCGUACGAGGCUCAUGCGUGCCCACCGUACACGUGGAUCAAUCGCAUCACUGUCUGUGCGUUGUGUGUGGAUUUAUCGCAUCUAUCGGUGAAUAAUUCAAUAGCCUUUCGUCAGUCGUCAGGCGCGAAUCUCUAAGUCAGUCGGUCCCUCAAGUCAGUCAGUGUUGUGUGCGCGUGUCGUGCUCGCUGCGUGUUCCUGGCUGCCGCUGUGGCUGCAGACGAGAUCUGGGCGGGCAUCUGUACUGCCUGCAAGCCCAGACGCCGUCUGCGGCGGCAGACCAAGUGUG